Molecule: messenger RNA, 1237 nt
Organism: Salvia splendens (bonfire salvia)
Lineage: Eukaryota; Viridiplantae; Streptophyta; Magnoliopsida; Lamiales; Lamiaceae
Exons: 3
Coding region: 372-938 (188 amino acids)
Source: RefSeq, a predicted model, not a curated record
CAAUUCGAUUCAAUACAAAUUUCUCCUUGAAUGGAGUACCAGUAAAGGAAGGUCUUUGACCAAAUCAAAUCCCCAACACUCGAAGCUUUUGGGUAAAUCUUCCUUCACAAUUCUUCUUCACUAUGUUUCUGUUACAUUCAAUGUUCAGGACGCAAAGUGCAAAGACAGCAUUGUGGAUUUGAAGGAAAUAUAUGAAUGAUUGUCAGUGAAGCUAUGAGUUGUUGCUAUUGAUGAAGCUUUAACUACUAGCUUUAGCAGCUCCUUAGCUUAAAAUUAGAUAUAUUGUGAAAGGUACAACCUUUGGGACAGUUGAGUAUAAUUCUGUAUACUAGCUGUUUUAGCCCAUUAACUUCAUAAAGAGGUUUUGGAGCAUGAGUCAGGUUUCCAGUGGGAGUGAUUUAGAUUUAGACAUUGACUUGGAGAGUGGAGGAACAACAAGUGAAGAUGAUGUGAGCAGAAAUUUGGGCUGUGGUUAUACGAAUUCAAACAGGCUGUUGGGUAGGGUCAGGAGUGGGUUAAUCAGUUCUGAGAUACUAAGUGAAUGUACAAGUGACGAAGACUGUUCGUGUUCACAAUAUGACAAAAUAACAAGUUCUGAUGAAAUUCAUGCCAUGAACAAGGAACAGUUGGGGAGAUAUGCACAGGUGGGGCUUAAGAAGGGAGAUGAUGAAAAGCCUAAGAAGCAGAAGAAUUCUACUAAGCCAUCAAAGCCUCCUCGUCCUCCUAGGGGUCCUUUAUUGGAUGCUUCUGACUUGAAGUUGUUGAAGGAAAUUACUGAGCUCAAGUUGAAACGUAGAACGAUGGAAAGAAGUAGGACUAUGAGAAAAGUAAAAAAGGAGAAGGCAUCAUCAUUGAAAACUAAUGUUCUUGCAUGCUUGGUGACUGUGGCCUUUUUACUGGUUAUCAUCGUUGAAGGCUGCAGCGUAGUUAUGCCAUAACAUAAAAAGUUCAGAGAGUAAUGAGGGUGGCAUUAGAGACCGGUGUGGUGGUGCCUCCACAGAGCUAACUUUUUAUUUAUUUUUUUUGUCUUUUCAUUCCUUCUCUCAUUCUCUUAGUUGAAGUCAGCACAAUCUAGAGAUCUUUGUUGUAUGUCCAUCACAUAAUAUUUUUGUUUUAGGACUUUUGUGAGUCUUCGGGAUUUUCAGGUGCGCCAAUAUUCAUCAUUGUACAAAUUGGGAUCUUCCUCCUAACACUUACUGAUGGACUGACUCUUCACAUAUGUCUACCUUCUCUAUCA